Nerophis lumbriciformis (worm pipefish) is the source of this 504-nucleotide messenger RNA. The record is from RefSeq and is a predicted model, not a curated record. NCBI's taxonomy places the organism in Eukaryota, Metazoa, Chordata, Actinopteri, Syngnathiformes, Syngnathidae.
AUGGCGGACGAAAGCACCCGCAAGACGGUGUCCCAGAUCCCGCUGCUGAAGACGCACGCCGGGCCGCGGGACCACGCGCUGUGGCCGCAGCGCCUCAAGGAGGAGUACCAGGCCCUCAUCCGCUUCGUGGAGAACAACAAGGCGGCCGACAACGACUGGUUCCGCCUGGAAUCCAACGCGGACGGCACGCGCUGGAGCGGCACUUGCUGGUUCGUGCACGAACUGCUGCGUUACGACUUCCGCCUGGAGUUCGACAUCCCCGUCACCUACCCGGACACUGCGCCGGAAGUGGCGCUGCCGGAGCUGGACGGCAAGACGGCCAAGAUGUACCGCGGAGGCAAGAUCUGCCUGACGGACCACUUCGCGCCUCUGUGGGGCCGCAACGCGCCGCGUUUCGGCCUGGCUCACCUCAUGGCCCUCGGACUCGGCCCUUGGCUCGCCGUUGAAGUGCCGGACCUCAUCGCUAGGGGGCUCGUCGUGCACCGGGAGAAGCCCGGCCACUGA